AACAAAUCAGUUUUAACGGACAAGCUAUAAGAACGGGAAACGAAUCCAAAGGUCUGCUCUUGUAAUUGAUUGCAGUAAAAAUGAAUUGGAUUUUGAAGUUGAAACCUUUGGAUUAAAGAAAGAAGGUUCUGAUUCUCGUGGGUCAAAUAAAGAAGUGGAUGAUGAUUCCUGGAUGGCGCAGAAUCCUAGCUCAGAAUAUACGCAGGGCAAGGACUCUCACUUACCAUAAUAAAAAUAUUAAUAAUCGUGUAUAUGUAUUCUCGUGUCCAGAUAUUACUAGACCGGUUGCCUCUGUUGAGGUCCCAAUUAAUCCAGAUUCUACCAUUUACACUUAUGCAGCUAAAUCAGAGGGGCAAGACUUGGAGCAACUGGUAAGUUUGAAUAAGAUGUUUCGUACUAAGGCGACUUCGUUAGCCUUGCCACCAGGAUCCCCUCAUAGGGUUUACGAGCCUAGUUACAAGGGUAUCUGUCGGUUUAUCCUCACACUGAUGCUCUUUUAUAGUGAACAAAGCACGUCUAUCCGAGCAGCAAAUGUUAUUUAUCUCCGUGUUGUUUCUCAAGUUGAUAAACCGUCAGUUUAUGAUGUUUUGAGGUUGGAGAAAACGUUCAGAACAACAUUUUCUAUGCUUGUAGUACAUAUGUGGCUAUGUUUGCAACGCUUGAAAGCGGAAGGAAAAGAAGGUGUUGAAUUGGGACAGUAUGUAUAUGAGAUAUACAAUCAUGAUUUAGAAAUGAGGGUUUCUAAAGCCGGGGUUAAUUUGCUGUUGUCUAAAUGGAUGAGGGAGUUGGAAAAAGUAUUUUAUGGGAAUAUUGUUGCUUAUGAUACUGCCAUGCUUCCAGAAGCUAAACCAGAUGAGUUGCAAAAUACAAUAUGGAAGAAUGUAUUUUCUGAUGAUGGUUCACCAACAUUUGAUGCUGCUGCUUUACCAGCUGUCCUGGCAUUCACAAGAUAUGUCCGACGAGAAUGCACUUGCUUGUCAUUAACAGAUAAAGAAUCGAUGAUGUCUGGCAACUUCAUUUUCACCCCUAUCGAGAACCUGGACAAUCCUAGAUAGAUUGUAUUCAUUGAUUUUAUAGUCGUAUGUUAUUUCAUAUGGUUUAGUUAUUAUUGUUUAGGAAAUUUACCAUUUUCUCUAAUUUUUGAUUACCAGAGCAAUUCUUUUAUUAGUAA
This is a messenger RNA of Erigeron canadensis, 1171 nucleotides long. Its product is annotated as ubiquinol-cytochrome-c reductase complex assembly factor 1-like. Gene Ontology annotation, cellular component: mitochondrion. The record is from RefSeq and is a predicted model, not a curated record. Lineage: Eukaryota; Viridiplantae; Streptophyta; Magnoliopsida; Asterales; Asteraceae. Gene Ontology annotation, biological process: mitochondrial respiratory chain complex III assembly. Bases 159 to 1055 code for a protein of 298 amino acids. The transcript has 9 exons.